GUAUGGUCCUUUUUGGGUUUGGUGCUUACGGUGACUUUUUAAUGUACAUACAUAAUUAUUUUUCCAAGAGGGACUUUGUUUUCCAUGACCAUCACCAUGCGCCAGGAGUGUGUGUAAGCAUGGACUGUUUUUCUGAGUUGAAGACAUUUACCUGUCGCCUACUGGGAAUCCUGGCUCUGAGAGACUGAGAGAAAUCUGACACUGGCAGGUAGUAUGGCGGACACAAUACCUGGAGGAAUAGUCGCUGCUGCAAAGAACCGUCUCCAGGUAAUGAAAGGUUUGGAGGACGUGGAAGUGUCAGAGUGCGAGAGCUGCUCCUUUGACGUGACCCUCAACUUGGCCUACAUCGAGGGGGUGUGGACCAGGGAUGGCAUGCAGCUCAAGUCCAAGCCCAACUGUCGCAUCAGUGCACAUGGGAAAACGCACUCCCUCGUAUUGAAUAGGGUGGCUCUGGGAGACGUGGGUUUGAUCUCUUUCCAGGCCAACGGUAUCCAGACAUCUGGCCGACUCACUGUUAGAGCUAGGGACAUCCACAUCGUAAAGGAGCUAGAGGAUGUUGAUACGAUGGAACGCCAGUCCGUCAGCUUUUCGUGUGAGGUGAACCAGGUGGACGUGGAUGGUCGGUGGUACAGGGAUGACUGCAGGAUCCGACACAGGGACAACAUUAAGAUCAGACAUCAGGGUAAAACCCACACCUUGUCUUUUAAGUCAGUCAGGCCAGAGCAUGCUGGUGAGAUCAGAUUCACAGCCGAGCGUGUCUCGUCUUAUGCAACGCUUACCGUAAAAGAGCUCCCAGUGCAAAUAUUGCGCCCCCUGAGGGUUAAGAUAGCCAUGUAUCGCCACCGAGGCUUGCUGGAGUGCCAGGUUUCUCGGGCCAACGCUCAAGUCAAAUGGUACAAGAACCGGAAGGAGAUCUUGUCCUGCAAGAAGUACCAACUUAUAAGCCAAGACGUCUUCAGGCAGCUCACCAUUGACGACGUCUGCUCCUCGGAUGAAGACACCUACACGUGUGACACAGGCGAUGACAAAACUUCUUGCCAGCUUCUAGUUGAGGAACGGGCUAUCAGUAUAGUUCGAGGGAUGACCUCAGUGGAAGUCAUGGAACCAGAGCCUGCGCUCUUCCAAGUAGAGACCAGCCUGAAGUCAGGGAGGCCGCCCAGAUGGACCCUGAAUGGUACUGUGUUGGAGCCCAGUGAAGCGGUGGAUAUCUACAGGGAGGGAACCCUGCACAGCCUGUGCCUCACCUCAACAGAGACCUGCAUGUCAGGGCCGGUGGUUUUCAUUGCUGGCAAGAGUCGUUCCUCUGCUCAGCUUACUGUGAAAGAGAGACCCCUCCAAGUUGUGCGCGAUUUGGAUGACGUGGAAGCCAAAGAGAACAGCUCUGUGACUCUGCGCUGUGAGUUUGAGCCCUCGCCCAGGGUGGUGCGGUGGUUUAAAGGUCGUACGGCUUUGAAGACUUCAAACAAAUACAGCAUGAGGCGAGAAGGGAAACGUGCAGAGUUGACCAUCCAUGGAUUGGUUGGAAUGGAUGCAGGGCAGUAUCGCUGCAUGGCGGGCGGUUCACAGAGUGCAGCGCAUCUUAAAGUCGAAGUGCGAAAGCUUAAGUUAGUGAGACACCUCGAACCGGUGGAAAUCGAAGAGGACGGCAUCGCCACCUUCGCAUGUGAGCUCAACUAUGUGGUUGCCCAUGCAGAGUGGCUGCUCAACAACGUCCGCAUCUAUUCCAACGCCAUUAACAGAAUCCAGCACAUGGGCACCAUGUAUAGCCUCACCAUGAAGAAACUGAGGCCCCAGCAGAGUAGGCUUACCUUUAAAGCUGGUCUUCUUUCUGAGACAACUACUUUAAAAGUCAAAGAGCGCCCUGCAGUCUUCCUAAGACCUCUGGAGGAUGCAGUUGGAGAAGAGCAAGGGGAGGUCUGCCUUCAGUGUGAAAUUUCCAAAGAGUCUGUAAUCCCAGUCUGGAGCAAGGAUGGCAUCGUGCUGACGGCUGAUGAGAAGCAUGAGAUGUGCCAGUUUGGACGGGCCAUGGCGCUGAUUGUUCAUUGCUUGAGCAAAGAUGACGCCGGACAUUACACCUGUGAUCUGGGCACCAGCCAGACCAAAGCUAAAGUUUCUGUGCAUGACUUGCAUAUCACUUUUGCCCAGCGCUUGAAGACUGCGUCCGUGCUAGAAGGUGAAAACUACACUUUUGAGUGUCACCUUUCUCACAAUCUCAGUGAUGAGCCCUCCUGGACCAUCAAUGGUCAGGUGGUCAUCUCCAACACUCGUUUCCAGGUUUCAAACAAUGGUCGCAAGUACAGGUUGAGCAUUAAAGACGCGGUUCUAACCGAUGCUGGUGAUGUGGUCUUUACAAUUAAAGACCUAAGCUGUAGAACUAUGCUCUUUGUCAAAGAGAGGCCAGUGCACAUUUUUAGGGAUCUCCUUAACGUCAAGACUGUGCCAGGUGAGGAUGCAGAGCUGAGCUGUGAGAUCACCAAACCUGAGGUCACCAUCCAUUGGCUGAAAAACGGUCAUUUAAUAAGGCAGGGUCCCAAAUAUAAGAUGAAUGUGGAGAAGAACCUGGCAAGGCUGAUCAUCAAGAACACCACAAUCAGGGAUUCAGGAGAAUACUCCUGUCAGGCUGAUGGGGUUUCAUCCCGUGCAAAGCUCGAGGUCAGAGAACUGCAACACACAUUUGCACGGGAGUUAAAGGACGCCCAAGCAGAGGAAAAGGGCAAAGUGACCCUGGAGUGUGAGACCAGACUGCCAGCCAAGCGAGUGACUUGGCUGAAGGGUAUGAUGGAGCUGAGGUCUGGUAGGAAGUAUGUCAUGAGGCAGAAAGGUGUGGUGCUGUCACUCACCAUUUCAUAUCUGGAGAAGUUGGACACGGAUAUCUACACGUGUGAUGUCGGGACCAUGCAGAGCCGCGCACAGCUGACAGUGCAGGGCCAGAAAGUAGUCAUCCUGGAUGAACUGGAGGACGUUGAGUGUCUUGAAGGCGACACAGUCACGUUCAGGUGUCAAAUCUGUCCCAGUGACUACGCGGGUGUUAAGUGGUACCUGGACGAGACUCUGCUGUACAACAACGAGCUGAAUGAGAUCCAAAUGUUGUCGGGUGGCUACCACACGCUCACAUUUCGACAACUGUCACGCAAAGACACCGGCACCAUCUCGUUUGCAGCCAGCGACAAACGAUCCUACGCUUCACUGUUGGUGAGAGAGAGACGUCCAACCAUUUGUAAAGCUCUGGAGGACUGCGAGGCUAUCGAAGGAGGUGGCCUUGUUUUGUCCUGCGUGACAUCAAAGCCAUGUCACAUCCUGUGGUACAAAGAUGGCUGCCUGAUGUGGAACUCAUCCAGGUACUUCACAAGUCGUUCAGGUUGUGAGGCUCGGCUGACUAUUCGGGAGGUUUCCCAAAGUGAUGGCGGGGUAUACGAGUGCAGUGCUGGAUCUGUCACAACCAGGGCUGUCGUCACCGUCAAAGCCAUCCCAGCUGAGUUCACGCAGCCUCUACAGAGCGUAGAGGCCCGAGAAGGUGACACCGCUACCCUGACUUGUGAGUACUCUCUGCCGGACGUCCAAUUCCACUGGAGAAAAGGUGUGGAGAACCUCAGGUCUGGAGUUAAGUAUGCAAUGAAACAGAGAAAGACCAUCAAUUCGCUCAUAAUCCGAGCUCUCCAGCCAGAUGACUCAGGGGAGUACACCUGUCAGUGCAGAGGUCACCACACCACAGCGAGCCUCAAAGUACACGCCAUUCCGGUUACGUUCAUACAACAUCUGAAGAACAUGCAAGUAGAGGAAGGCAGCAAUGUGGUCCUGCGUUGUGAACUCUCCAAACCCGGAGUGCCGAUAGAAUGGAGAAGGGGACAAGAAGCGUUGAAGAAUGGAGUGAAGUACCAGAUGAGGAGAUGGGAGACAACGCUUGAGCUUUUGAUAUGGAAGGCUGUGCCCGAGGACAGCGGCCUUUACAAGUGUUUGUCUGCAGAUCAGAUCACGUCCGCCACUGUCCAAAUCACCGCUCUACCGCUCAACUUCAAGCAGAAGCUACGCAAUGUGACCAUCGAGGAGGGCAGCACUGCAACUUUACGCUGUGAGCUCUCCAAAGCGUCUCUCUUUGUGGAAUGGAGGAGGGGGGAGGAGCUCAUUAGGAACGGAGAGAAAUAUCACAUUCGGCAGAGAGACACGCUGAUUGAACUGAGGAUCCUGGACGUAACGGAAGAGGACAGCGACAGCUACACGUGUAUUUGUGGGAACAUCGAGACUACGGCGACCGUCACUGUGAACGCUCUCCCCAUCACCUUCAAGCAAAAACUGAAGAACCUUCAAGUGGAGGAAGGACACAACGUCACGCUGUCUUGUGAGCUCUCCAAACCUGGCGUCGCUGCGGACUGGAGGCUGGCUGGUGAGCUGCUGGAGAAUGGAGACAAGUACCAGAUGAAGCAGAGGGGCUCGGUGCUGGAGCUGACCAUCAGAGACGCGCUACCAGAGGACAGUGGCGUCUACGUCUGUGUCUGUAGAGACCAGAAGACGAAGGCAACAGUUAAAGUUAUUGCUGUUCCCGCAACAUUCAAAGUGACCUUGAAAAACCAGGAGCCAGAAGAAGGCAAAAGCGUGACGCUGUGCUGCCAACUGUCAAAAAAAGACACCCCGGUACAAUGGCAGAAAGACGGACAGGCGCUAUCUGAGGUGUCGUCCAGCAAAUAUCACAUCAAGCAGGAGGGGAAGACGGCUGAGAUGACCAUUGUCAACGUUCAAGUGGAAGACGCAGGGAAGUACAGUUGCAUCACAGGAGAUGAAAAAACCACCGCUGAGCUCAAAGUGAAAUCACUUCCUGUCACGUUCAAACGAGAACUCCGCAAUGUGGAGGUAAAGGAAGGUGACAGUGGCGUUUUAUGCUGUGAGCUCUCCAAACCCGGAGCUCCCGUGGAGUGGAGGAGAGGUCGAGUGCUUCUGAGCAAUGGAGGCAAAUACGAGAUGAGGCAGGAGGGCCCUUACACCAAGAUGAUUGUCAAUAACGUGGAGGAGAACGAUGCCGGGAAAUACAUCUGCAAGACGAAGGACAGCCAAUCGACUGCAGAGCUCACAGUCCAAGGCCUGCCGCCACGUUUCACGCUGCUGCUGGCAAACCAGGAGGUAACGGAAGGCACCAGCGUGUUUUUUCGUUGUGCGCUGAACAAACCUGUCCAGUCAGUGGAAUGGCAGAGAGAAGGGUCGGUACUCAGGCAUGGAGACAAGUACCAGAUGAGAAAGAGGGAUUUGCAGCUGGAGAUGACCAUCGGAGAGGCCACCCUGGAAGACGCCGGUGAUUACACCUGCACAUGUGGUGAAGAGAGCACGACGGCGCGGGUCGCUGUGAAUGAACGACCUGUCAGAUUCCUGCAAAGACUGAGUAACGUUGAAGUGCAGGAGGGAAAUGUUGUUGUCCUGUGCUGCGAGCUUUCCAAAGCAGGGCUCACGGCUCAGUGGAUGAAAGGAGACAAAGUGCUAACCAGCGGCGAGAAGUACCAGCUGAAACAAAGAGGCUCCAUCAUGGAGCUGGUCAUCAGAAAGAGUCAGCCUGAAGACAGCGGCCUUUACUGCUGUGUUUGUGAAGACAUUAAAAGCACUGCUACCAUUAUCAUCACCGCGAUUCCAGUGACAUUCAAGCAAAAGCUGAAGAACCAGGAAGUUGUAGAGCAGAGCACUGUGACGCUCCACUGCGAGCUGUCCAAAGCGGGAGUCCCCGUGGAGUGGUGGAAAGAUGCUCAACUUCUGAAGGAGGGAGGAAGAUAUCAGCUGAAGCAGGAGGGCAGGGUGUGCAUGGCGCUGAUCAGAGAUGUAACGCUCCAGGAUGCUGGCGAAUACGGCUGCUCUGUUGGUACAGCCGUCACUUCGGCGGAUAUCAAAGUAAGAGCGCUUCCUGUCACAUUUAUCCAAGAAGUUCAGAAUUUGGAGCUAAGAGAAGGUGACAGCGGAGUAUUCUGGUGUGAGCUGUCCAAGCCUGGAGCGCCGGUGGACUGGAGGAAAGGAAGAGUGAUCCUGAAGCCUGGGUAUAAAUAUGAAAUGAAGCAGGAGGGAAAUCUCACCCAGCUUUUCAUCAACAACGUGGAAGAGAGUGAUGCUGGCAGAUACACCUGCAAGACCAAAGACAGCCAAUCUACUGCUGAGCUGGUGGUGAAAGCGCCUCCCAUCACAUUUAAAACCAAGUUGAAGAACCAGAAAGUGGAGGAGGAGAGCAGUGUGACGCUGGCAUGUGAACUGUCCAAGCCUGGCCUUGCUGUGGAGUGGAGGAAAGGACAAGAGCUGCUGAAGAAUGAUUUCAAGUAUCAGAUCAAAAACCGAAACAGCAUGUUGGAGCUGAUGAUCAAGAACAUGCAACUGGAGGACAGCGGGGUCUACAGCUGCAUCUACGGCGACGUAAAGACCUUAGCAAACAUCACUGUUACACCGAUCCCCCUCAAAUUCAAGCUGGGUCUGAAGAACCAGGAGGCUGCUGAGGGAGGCAACGUCACCCUGCGAUGCGAGCUCUCCAAGACAGGGGGUCCUGUGCAGUGGUGGAAGGGGGAGGACCAGCUCCAUCAAGGAGGGAGGUAUCACAUGACUCUGAAGGAGAACAUAGCUGAGAUGAGCAUCAGAAACAUCCAGCCUGAGGACGUCGGGGAGUACAGUUGCGUCUUCGGCGAGCAGAAGACGACAGCUGAAGUCAACGUGCGAGCGGCAGCAUCCGUGUUCUUUGAGAAGGAGCUGGACAGCCAAGCGGUGAUGGAGGGAAAAUCGGUUCUUCUGUCGUGCGAAGUUUCUAGCGCUAACGUCCCGGUCACAUGGAAGAAAGACAACGCUGCGAUUGAAGCAGGGGGACGAGUGAGUUUAACAAAAAAAGGAGCCACGCACACGCUGGAGAUCAAGCAGCUGCGUCUGGAAGAUGCUGGCGAAUACUGUUGCAUCACCAGGGGCAAGAAGACCACUGCCAAGUUGGUUGUAAGAGAGAGAGUGCGAAUUGUAACAGAGCUUAAAGACGUUACGGUGACAGCCGGUGAGGACGCCACGUUUGCAUGUGAGCUCAGCCAUGCCAAUGUGAGCGAGGGUACGUGGUGGCUCGACUCCAGCCCGCUGCAGAGGAAUGAGAUGAACCAGAUGACAUACCAGGGUCGCCAACACCGACUGGUACUCACCAUGACAACACCCGAGGAGACAGGCACUGUGGCGUUUGUGGUCGGGGAGGAAAGGACAUCUGCAAGUCUUCUGGUGGUACCAAAGCCCAAAGUUUUAUUUGAAGAGAUGCCUAAAGAUGUGACAAUCAUAGAGGGAGAGACAGCCAUGUUGUCCUGCACAAUCUCUGACGUCACUGCCGCCGUUACCUGGAGGUGCAACCACAUUCCUCUCAGGAACUGUGAAAAAUUUGAGAUACGUCAGGAGGGAAAAGUCAACCGACUGCUCAUCCACAAUGUGGACCCCCUGGAUGUUGGAGUAUACUGCUGUGAUACGGGAGACGUGCAGGCCACUGCCAAGCUGACUGUGACAGAGCGCCCUCCGUUUUUCCAAGAAGAGCUGCAGAGUGUUGAGACUGAGGAGGGAAGCUCAGUCGUCCUGUACUGCGAGCUGUCCAAGCUUGGUGUGCCGGUGCAGUGGAAGAAGAACUGGCUGCCGCUGAGGGCUGGCAGGAAGUACGAGAUGAAACAGGAUGGCUGCCUCCUCCAACUUCAGAUCAAGGAGCUCAAACUCGAGGACAGUGGCAGCUAUACAUGCCAAGCAGGAAACGCAGAGACAACUGCGGCUGUUACAGUCAAAGAGCCACCUCCAUUCUUCAAGAAAGAUUUGCGGAGUGUGGAGAUGGAUGAGGGAGGUUCAGUCUCUCUGAGCUGUGAGCUGUCCAAAGCUGGCGCACAAGUGCAGUGGAAGAAGAACAGACUGCCUCUGAGGGCCAACAGGAAGUAUGAGAUGAAACAAGAUGGCUGCCUCCUCCAGCUCAACAUUAAGGAACUGAAACCUGAAGACAGUGGAAGCUACACAUGUCAAGCAGGAAGUGCGGAGACCGCUGCAACUUUAAGAGUCAAAGAACUACCAGCAUUUUUCAACAAAAACCUCCAGAAUGUAAAGGCAGAGGAGGGUGGUUCCGCCUACCUGUGCUGUGAGGUAUCCAAGCCAGAAACCACAGUGCAGUGGAAGAAAGACAAGUUGCCAUUAAGAGUCGGGAACAAGUAUGAGAUGAAGCAGGAUGGACGCCUCCUGCAGCUUCACAUCAAGGAGCUCAAACCUGAGGACAGCGGUAGCUACUCAUGUCAAGCAGGAAGUGCAGAGACGAGUGCCACUUUGUCAGUAAAAGAACUCCCACCAUUCUUUGUUGCAAACUUGGAAAAUACCGAGGUGGAGGAGGAAGGUUCAGCCUGUCUAACCUGUGAGCUGUCUAAACCUGGAGCGCCAGUGCAAUGGAAGAAGAAUAGACUGCCUCUGAGGCCCGACAGGAAGUAUGAGAUGAAACAAGAUGGCUGCCGUCUCCAGCUCAACAUUUAUGAGCUAAAACCUGAGGACGGUGGCAUCUACACAUGUCAAGCAGGAAGUGCCGAGACAAUUGCAACUGUGUCCGUAAGAGAGCUUCCAGUGUCAUUCAAAGCUGACUUAGAAAAUACAGAGCUGGAGGAGGGAGACACAGCUGUCCUAAGGUGUGAACUGUCUAAACCUGGAGUGUCGGUGCAAUGGAAGAAGAACGGGCUUCCUCUGAGGGCCAACAGGAAAUACGACAUGAAACAAGAUGGCUGCCUCCUUCAAAUCAACAUUAUGGACGUUAAACCUGAAGACAGUGGAAGCUAUACUUGCCAAGCAGGAAGUGCAGAGACUUCUGCAACUGUAGCCGUGAGAGAGCUCCCAUUAUUCUUCAAAGUGAAACUCCACAGUGUGGAGAUGCAGGAGGGAGGUUUAGUCUCUCUGUCAUGUGAACUGUCUAAACCUGGAGUGUCAGUGCAAUGGAAGAAGAACGGGCUGCCUCUGAGGGCCAACAGGAAGCACGAGAUGAAACAAGAUGGCUGCCGUCUCCAGCUCAACAUUAAGGACCUCAAACCUGAAGAUGGUGGAAGCUACACAUGUCAAGCAGGACGUGCAGAAACCACAGCCACUUUGUCAGUGAAAGAGCUGCCGCCAUUGUUUGUGACAGACUUACAAAGUGUAGAGAUGGAGGACGGAGGUUCAGUCUCUCUGUCAUGUGAACUGUCUAAACCUGGAGUGUCAGUUCAAUGGAAGAAGAACGGGCUGCCUCUGAGGGCCAACAGGAAGUAUGAGAUGAAACAAGAUGGCUGCAUCCUCCAGCUCAACAUUAAGGACCUCAAACCUGAAGACGGUGGAAGCUACACGUGUCAAGCAGGACGUGCAGAAACCACAGCCACUUUGUCAGUGAAAGAGCUGCCGCCAUUGUUUGUGACAGACUUACAAAGUAUAGAGAUGGAGGACGGAGGUUCAGUCUCUCUGUCAUGUGAACUGUCUAAACCUGGAGUGUCAGUGCAAUGGAAGAAGAACGGGCUGCCUCUGAGGGCCAACAGGAAGUAUGAGAUAAAACAAGAUGGCUGCCGUCUCCAGCUCAACAUUAAGGACCUCAAACCUGAAGACGGUGGAAGCUACACGUGUCAAGCAGGACGUGCAGAAACCACAGCCACUUUGUCAGUGAAAGAGCUGCCACCAUUGUUUGUGACAGACUUACAAAAUGUAGAGAUGGAGGACGGAGGUUCAGUCUCUCUGAUGUGUGAACUGUCUAAACCUGGAGUGUCAGUGCAAUGGAAGAAGAACGGGCUGCCUCUGAGGGCCAACAGGAAGUAUGAGAUGAAACAAGAUGGCUGCAUCCUCCAGCUCAACAUUAAGGACCUCAAACCUGAAGACGGUGGAAGCUACACGUGUCAAGCAGGACGUGCAGAAACCACAGCCACUUUGUCAGUGAAAGAGCUGCCGCCAUUGUUUGUGACAGACUUACAAAGUAUAGAGAUGGAGGACGGAGGUUCAGUCUCUCUGUCAUGUGAACUGUCUAAACCUGGAGUGUCAGUGCAAUGGAAGAAGAACGGGCUGCCUCUGAGGGCCAACAGGAAGUAUGAGAUAAAACAAGAUGGCUGCCGUCUCCAGCUCAACAUUAAGGACCUCAAACCUGAAGACGGUGGAAGCUACACGUGUCAAGCAGGACGUGCAGAAACCACAGCCACUUUGUCAGUGAAAGAGCUGCCACCAUUGUUUGUGACAGACUUACAAAAUGUAGAGAUGGAGGACGGAGGUUCAGUCUCUCUGAUGUGUGAACUGUCUAAACCUGGAGUGUCAGUGCAAUGGAAGAAGAACGGGCUGCCUCUGAGGGCCAACAGGAAGUAUGAGAUGAAACAAGAUGGCUGCCGUCUCCAGCUAUAUAUUAAGGACCUUAAACCUGAAGACAGUGGAAGCUACACGUGUCAAGUAGGACAUGCAGAAACCAUGGCAACUGUUUCCGUGAAAGAGCUCCUUCCGAAGUUCAAGACAACACUACAAAGUAUGGAGACGGAAGAGGGAGCGACAGCCAUCUUGUGCUGUGAGUUGUAUAAACCUGCAGUGUCGGUGCAGUGGAAGAAGAACACUGUGCCUCUAAAAGCUAACAGGAAGUAUGAGAUGAAGCAGGAUGGCUGCAACCUCCAGCUUCAUAUUAAGGAGAUCCGUCCUGAGGACAGUGGCAGCUAUACAUGCCAAGCAGGAAGUGCAGAGACCACAGGGACGGUGUUAGUAAAAGUGCCAAAGACUACUUUACCAAAGGAGCCUCCAACGAUAAUGCCACGGAGAAGGAGCAGUGUUUCCACACCUACGCCUGAGAAUGGGCAUCUACUUGAUGCUCACCCUGUUCCUCCAGAACCCAAGAAGAGGACAAUGCGAAAAGCAUCCAUCACAGUGUUAGAACAAGAUAUAGAACCUAUGUUUAACAAUAAAGAGCUUGCCCAAGCAUUGCAAAGAGAAAACACCCAGAAUACAGAAACUUCUCAGAAUGCAAACCAACAGGACAAAAUGGACCAGGAUGUGGAGGUUCAAAAAAGACCAGUAGUGUUGCGUGAGAAAGAGGGUAAGAUUGAAAAAGUUGACCUAGACAAACGAGAACCGGGAAUGCGACAAGAUAAAGUUAUUCACCCAGACAGGACUCUUGGAGACAAGGUGGAAAAUCAAUGGAACCAGCCGUUUGAAGACUUGGAAACAAGUCAAAAGCGGCAGGAGAAACCUUUCAGUAAGGCUGGUGAAAUUGAAGAGAUGGAGAAACAUCCAGAGACAGUACUGUGGAAGAGAGUCGAGGAGGACAAAAAGGCUGUGAAACCGAUUAUAACAUCCAUUGGGAGCCAAGCAACAACAGAACACGAAGGCAAGUCAAUUCAGCAUAGCGAAGAGUAUUUAAAGCCACCGGUCAGGUCCAAAGGAAAGGUAGGUGGUAAAGAGCCUCUUGAAUGCGUUCCAAAGGAAACAGACAAGAUCAUUCUCAAGCCAUCAAACAUGACAAUCAAUGAUUCUCAGGAAGGAGCUAAACAGAGAGGCCGGGCGAAAGAACGAGUGACCACACAAAUCGUAGAGGAACAACACGUAAUGGCUCAAACUCAGGACAACAAUUCAGUUGAAAUACAAACUAAGCCUCAAGACCUAAAGGCUGGACAUGGUCGUCCAAAGCCGCCUGUGAGGUCAAAAAGCAAAACAAGGACAGGACUGGAGCAACAGCUAUCCAGAGACACUGAAACAGAUCAAGAAGAGCAGCUUGCAAGGAGAGUCAUCACGACAUCUGAAGAACAGCUUCUAAAGCAGCCAACAUGGCCUUUGAAAGAGGAGCGAUCAAGACUGGAGGAAACCCAGUCGCCGCCAGCAGAUGCUGAACUGGUUGAGAAUCAGAAAAAAGCAGUUUCUAAACAGCUGAUCAAACAUCCCGUAAAACCCAUGAGAAAAGAACCUGAAGCUGACAAAGAGACGGAUCUCGGUUCACUGGUAGGGAACGAUGACUAUCAAGCAGUGCAAACGACAGAAGAAGACAUUCCUCUCCUCUACAUCUCUGAAGAUGAAACUUUCUCAGAGGCUUUGACAGAAAUCCCAGUCCAAUCCAACCCAACCCAACCCUGCGGCCUUAAUCCCGUGGUGGUUGUCCAGAAGACAACCCAGAAUGCUUCACCGGAGAUGUGCACCAGCGCUGGCCAUGAACAAAUAAAAGAAUCUCCAAUCAAAGACAUGCGUCCAGUCUUCAAAGAGGUCUUUAAGAACCAUUGUGCAGAUGUUGGCGGCAGCGUCAGUCUGGUGUGUGUUGUAGAAGGACAAUAUGACACACUAUGUUGGCUCAAAGACGGCCAACAAGUCAGCAGUGAUAAGCGUCAUCUUAUGGAAGCUACAGAGAAUGGCGUAUGCACUCUCGCAAUAACCAACCUGACCCUCAGUGACAGUGGCAUCUACACAUGCGAGGCGGCCAAUAUGCACGGCAUGACGUCCCACAAUAGCAACAUAACUGUGGUCCAACCCCAGCAGCCAGAAAGAAAACCUGCGCACCCGCCGCUUGCCGCCAUUACCCCUCUGCAACUGGCCCCUGAGGACAAAACACAGAUCAAAACACAGAUUCAAAAUAAGCCUCAACACACCUCUGCCUCAGAUGCCGACAACUAUGCGGAGAACGUGGAUGUCUCUUGGUGGGAGGCCUACAACCUGACCGAGCAGGACAACCACCUGAGUCUCCAGGAGAGGAGAGCAUCCUCCCUCAUUGCCAGCAGCUCCAUGUCAAGUCCAUCCGACUAUGAGACCGCUCCAGAUGUGAUGGAACCUUUAGAAAUAUGCACCAUUAAGACCACCCCGCCAAGGGAGCUUCCUGAGGCAAGAGACCAAAUGCUUCCAACGGACGAAGAUUCCCAACCACUUAAAAACCUAUUAACGAUCAAAGGAACCCACGAAAGCCGCAUGAGAACACCAUCUCCUAAACAUCUUCGAGCCCAUACACCGUUAGCCAGCACUGUCUCUGGAUCCGAGUCUGAAGGGGAAGAAGAUCAACGCGAGACAUUUGAAAUCUAUGUGGCUCGAGCAGGUUGCAACCCCAACAGUGGAAGCAAGGACAGCUUUCUCCUGAAGGAGGGUCAAUACGUGGAGGUCAUGGACUCUGUCCACCCAGACAAAUGGCUGGUGAGGACCAAACCCACCAAAACCAACCCUGCUCGCCAGGGAUGGGUGUGCCCGGCCUACCUGGAGAAGAAGAGAAAGGAGACCAUGACGCAAUUCAGGGCACCUCAAGAGGGUCUUGAUGAGAUUGGUUCCACAGUAGAAGAGUAUAGGAGGGCUUUGAGCCAACUGAUCCAAGGCCUGAUUGACGGAGAAGAGGAGUUCGUGAAAGAGAUGAUGAUGUUCAUUUCCCAUCAGCUGAAUCACUUGGACUCUAGUCGUCACGUCCCGAUCAACAUCCUCAACCAGAAGGACACCAUUUUCAGAAACAUAAAGGACAUUGUCUUUCUCCACGAGAGUUCCAUUCUUCCCGGGUUGAGGGCGUGCGCUACGGAUGACGAUUUCGCCAUGCAUCUGAUCAAGCACUCAGAAGAUUUUGAAAAGUACAUCCACUACAUGGUGGGCCAAGCACAAGCAGAGGUCUGUAUUGCUGAUAAAGUUACCCAACAGUACCUUAAGGAGUUACCGGGAUCUGGUAGGCCUGAAGGUCCUGUCAUGGAUGCCAUGACCUUCCUCCAAAGACCAAUCGAGAGGAUUCAGACAUAUCAAGCAUUACUAAAGGAGUUCAUCAAGAACAAGGCCAAAAGCGGUCAGAGCUGCUGUCUGUUGGAGGACGCCUUCUCCCUGGUGUCCUGUCUGCCGUGGAGGUCGGACAACCUGCACCAGGCCUCCCUCAUUGAGAACUACCCUGCCCCUUUGACCGCCCUUGGAGAGCCUGUGCGACAGGGAGCCUUCACAGUGUGGGAGGAAACGCCAGAAAUCAAUACAACCUCAAGAGGGCACCAGAGACAAGUCUUUCUUUUCAAAGAAUGUAUUGUCCUCUGCAAACUGAAAAGGGACGCCAGUGAGACCUACACCUUCAAGAACAAAAUGAAGCUGAAUGAUGUGGUGCUAAAGGAGACAGCAGGAGGCGAUGACAAGGCUUGGGGGCUGUGGCACGAGCACAGAGGCUCGGUGCGGAGGUACACGCUGCAGGGCCGCUCACCGCUGGUGAAACUUUCAUGGCUCAAAGACCUGAAGGAGCUGCAGCAACGAUCCAGCCUGCCGACCAACAGUCCACCCAUUUUUAAAUCUUUACUUUCGGACUGCACAACAAAGAUGGGACAGACCAUCAAACUGAGCUGCAAGGUCACAGGGACACCGCAACCAGCAAUCACUUGGCUCAAAGACGGUCUACCCUUGGAAGAUGACCCUCGUCACAUCAUCACGGCAGACCGCUCUGGCACAUGCAGCCUCAUCCUGGACAGCUUGACCACAGAGGACGCUGGUCAGUACGUGUGCUAUGCUAGCAGCGGCGUGGGCAGUGCUGGCUCUCUGGCUACUGUUGUGGUGCAGGCUCCACCCAGAUUUGUCAGUCGGUUGGAAAGUUGUUGUCUGAUGGAGAAUGAAGACAUGCAGUUUACCUGUUCUACUCGUACCACUCCUUUACCAAGAAUCAGAUGGAUGAAAGAUGGCCAAGAGUUGAUUGACAAGCGCAAAUAUUUCAUCCUGAAUGAUGCCCGCAGUGGAAUCUUGUCUCUGACCGUCAUCGGUGCAACAGAGGCGGACAUCGGACACUACGAGUGUGAGCUUUCCAAUGAGUUUGGCUGCAUCAAGUGCAAGGCCGGGCUGUGCCCCACCUACGUGGCGCCCAGUGACGACCAGGCAUAUGACUUACCUCCUAAAGAAGAGAUGGUCAUGUGCUGGGCGUCUUGUUCAUGUGGUGGGUACUGUAGUUUCAUUAGAGCCGGAAGCCUGCAGGUAAGGGACACGUUAUUCCCCAUUAUUUGUCAGGUAACAUACUUUUUAUGGAAUCGAUCCUUAAGCUCAUUGUGUGAUAUUUGGGAUCAUCUAGAUGCAGAAUCCGAGGGUUGGUCGUCUUCCUUUAUGAAGAAAUGGCUGCAAACAGAUUUCACCCCUUCCUCGAUAGCCAAGAUGAUCUUUCCGCCCACAAUUCAUGGCCAAGCUGAGCGUAGCGUUGGAGAAGUUACUCAGUUAGCAUCUGCAGACCAGCCGGCACUGCCGCAGCCUCCAUGUUACUUGGAGGAAGAAGAAGAAGAACUCUACAUCUCCGAGCAAAUGCAGGAAAUUACAGACGUUCCUCCGUUCGUCCAAGUAGCACCAGAGGACGUGUGCGUUGUUCCCGGCCAACAAGUUACUUUCACUACCAUCAUUACGGGAAGGCCUACGCCACGUAUUCAGUGGUACAAGGAUGGAGAAGAACUGGUAGCCAGUGAGAAUGUGGAGAUAGCAAAGCAGGCCGCUCGCUGCUCAGUGACCAUCGUGUGCCCUGAAGGUGAGGACAGCGGCAUUUACACCUGCUUCUCCUACAACGACUCGGGGCACGUUUCAUGUCAAGCUCAGCUCACAGUGGAGGAAGGUCCGCUGGGGUCCCAGGACAGAGAGGUGGAUCUCGGGAAGAGAAGGAAGCUGUUUGCUGUCUAUGAUGUCGGAGAGGAAAUAGGAAGGGGAACAUUUGGAGUCGUGAAGCGCGUCAUCCACAGACGCACGGGUGAAGUCUUUGCCGCCAAAUUCUUACCCCUGCGCAGCAGCACCCGAACCCGGGCCUUCCAGGAGCGGGACUUGCUUUCCCGCCUGGCUCAUCCCAGAGUGGCUUGUCUGCUGGAUUUUUUUAGCACCCGGCGCACGUUGGUGCUCAUCACAGAAAUCUGCUGCUCUCAUGGGCUGGUCGACCAUUUGUUGCUCAGAGGAUUAGUCUCGGAGAAAGAGAUUCAGUCGUAUAUGCAGCAGAUUCUUGAAGGCGUUGGGCAUAUCCACAGCAUGAACAUUUUGCAUCUGGACAUCAAACCAGAGAACAUCCUCAUGGUGUAUCCGCCCAGAGAUGAAAUCAAGAUCUGUGACUUUGGCUUCUGUCAGGAAGUAGACACGUCCAGACACCAGUACAGCAUGUUUGGUACGCCUGAGUUUGUUGCACCCGAGGUUGUUCACCAGGAACCUGUCAGUGUGGCCACGGAUAUUUGGUCUGUGGGUGUGAUGGCGUAUCUGUGUCUGCUGUGUCGAUGCCCCUUUGUGGGCGAGACGGACCGCGUUACACUGCUUAGAGUGGGUGAAGGGACACUCAACUGGGACGCCCCAGAUGUCAUGUGUCGAAGUCCUGAGGCCCAGAACUUUCUCCGCAGUCUUCUUCAGCCAGACCCAGAGAAGCGACCGUCUGCCUUUGAGUGCUUGAGCCAUGAAUGGUUCCAGGAUGAAAACGCAGGAGAAGACACGGAUGAAAUUUACACCAAGAGUUUGAAAGUUUUCAUCUCGAAACGGAAAUGGCAGCGUUCUUUGACUUGCGUUGGUUCCGUGCUUACGUUGAGACAAAUCCCAGAGCUUCUGGAUGCUCCUCUCAGAGACACGGCAGCUACCGUACCCCGGGAACCCCAGCAGAACAGCAGCAGCUCCGUCAGCAGCGGCUCAUCAUCCGACUAUGACGAGGCUGACUCGUGGAACUUCUUCCAGCACUGCAGUCCAACUGAGGAGGAGGAGGAGGAGGCAGAAACAGAGGACGACUACGACCCUUUGAGGGAGAGAGCCCAGCUCCCGGAACCGUUUGCUAUACAUCACCAAGAUCUGGAUGAGGAGGAAGAAGUGACCUUUGGGGAGGAAGAGGAUGAGGAGUUGGGGGGGAGGGGGAGCGUGCUGGAGCGCAGUGUGAGCAGACAGUCCGUGGCGUCGUCAGAUGUGUCAUACCUGCAAACACCUCAGAAUGAGCGAAGGUUCAACAGGGGCAGUAGUCCGUCCCUCAACCUUUCCGAUGGAGAUGAGGGCUCCGGGAGCGAUGCGGGUCGAAUCCCUCGUGGCAGCGUGAUCCGAAGUACGUUCUACAGAACCUCCCAUCAGCUUUCACCCAUGUCUGCCAGACACAUGACCUUACGGGACAAGUUCCAGGCCAAAAAGCAGGAGAGAGGCCGCAAGCCACUCCGCAGGAGCCUUUCAGGACGCCUCAAUGAACCUCUCAUAGAAUACGUGGAAGAUGAUAUGGAGACCAACCGGAGCCAGAGACGGGGGUCCGUCCAACCCACAAUGCACAAGUCCUCUUCCUUUGACAGCUGCGUCGUCCUCCCCCAAACCAACGCACCGCCCCACAGGAGGAGCAGGUCUCUCGAUGAGUACUCUCGGCGAUCCUCUGGUUCACCCAGACGCUCAAAACCAGGAGACGAAGAAGGUAGUCAAAGUCUGAAGGAGGAUUUCACAGAUGAUGAAGUGGGAGGGAAGAACCUUCUGGUCAUUCCAAGCCCUCGGCGACCCACAAGAAGAAGGGGUUCCCUCGUUCCUGUGCAGGGUGCACAAACAGCGGGUGGUGUGUCUGGUCCUGUAACCCUUGUUGUUGGUGACAGAAUAGGCAGGAGGUUGGAUCAGGACCAAUCCGAGGGCGAGGCCUUCGCUGGCUCCCAGGGUUCCUUGACAGACUCAUUCAUUUUGGAGCAUGGUGGCUCUGAGUCCUCCAGUAGACUUGGGUCAUAUGAGGAUCUCAGGGGGCGAUACAGAUCAGGAGAAAGUGACGAUCCAGGGGAACCACUGACUUCACCAUCCCCUCACUCAUUUCAAGAAGUCAAACCGAGAUUCCCCUGUCCACAAGUCCCACCACGCAACCGAACACGAUCCAACCCGAACAUAAGUCACAUGCAGACCUCGUUAACACCCAGUCCCAGUCCGAAUCCUAGCCUCUCCUCCCUCCAGGUUCCUGAAAGGCCUCCCAGAGCCAAAGAUAAGAAAAAAGGCCUCCAGAGAACCGCAUCUGCACCGGCCCUUGAACUUAGUCCAUCCACAGGAAAGUCCCCAAAGCUGGGAUUGUUCAGGAUCUUCCGCAGGCAGUCCUGGACUGGCAAUUCCGACUCCCAGCUGGAGAGCGCACAGUUAGGACCAACCCUCGGAGAGAUCAUGAAGCCGGAUACACCAACCAUGUCGCUCCGAAAGAAGAUGAGAGCCUCAGCCUCAAGUCUCACCAAGCUGUUUUCAAGGUCUUCCAGUAAGGAGGAUCUGAGUCAAGGAGCAGGGCCAAUAGUUAAGGUACUUGAAAGGGAGCCGGGUCUUGAAAGUGGAAAAAAGAGGACCUCCAAGCGCUUGCCUUCUUUGAAGAUACCAGCAUUCAAAAAAGCCAAAGACCUUCUAGUACGUCCCAACAAGGCCGAGGUGCUCCAGUUAGAUGGUGGUGGAGUAUUGCUAGUGUGGAGACCUGUCCCAUCCAGCGAUCCUGUGACGUACUGCGUUCAGUACUGCAUGGACGGUGGAGAUUGGACAGUCCUGUCCGAGGACGUGACAGACAGCAGCUACGUGGCAAAGGAAUUACCCACAGGAGCGUCAUACGUCUUCAGGGUGGGCUGCAUCACCAAGACCGGAGCGGGACCGUUCAGUGAUGCCUCAGCUCCCGUUGUCAUGGCAACCCACCCAGAAGAUGCACACAUCCCCCUCAUCAAGACCGAGUGCCAGGCAUCGACGAUCAGCGGCCCAGAAACCCAAGCAGCACAAAGGAGUUACAACUUCCUCUCAGAGAUCAACAGGGGUCGCUUCAGCAUCGUCACCUUGUGUCGGGACGCAGAGACCAGCCAAGUGUUUGCCGCCAAGAUCACUCCUUACCGAGCCGAGCAGAGGCCGCUGGUCCUGAGGGAAUAUCAGCUGCUGAGACGGCUUCACCACGCCCACCUGGUGCAGCUGCACACGGCCUACAUCACCUCCGCAUACCUGGUCCUGGUGGAGGAGCUGUGUCCUGGCAAAGAGCUGCUCUACAGUCUCGCUGCAAGAGAUGUGUACUCGGAGGCCCACGUCGCUGAGCUGCUGGGGCAGAUCCUGAGCGCGGUGGACUACCUUCACGGCAGGCGAGUGGUCCACUUGGACCUCAAGUCGGACAACAUGCUGGUGGACGACGGCAACCACCUGAAGAUCGUGGACUUUGGCUCGGCUCAGUCCUUCAUGCCCGGUCAGCCCCUCCACGUGGAGCACCUUCAGGGCCUGUCGGAGAGCAAAGAGCACCGCAGCAAAGUUUAUAUUGUCCUUCCUAAAGCUCCGGAGAUCCUGGAGGGCCAAGGCGUCGGGCCUGAGACCGACGUUUGGGCCAUCGGCGUUCUCCUGUUCAUUAUGUUGAGCGCCGACAGUCCAUUUCAUGCAGAACGGGGCUGGGAGCAGGACAGGAACAUCAGGAAAGGGAAGAUCCAGUUUGGACGCUGUUACCCGGGUUUGUCCGAAGGAGCCUUGACCUUGAUGAAGAGCAGCCUGAACAACAAAUCCUGGGGGCGACCCUCCGCGGCCGAGUGUCUCCAGAACGCGUGGCUGCGGGCUCACCGAGCCCCCCAGCGAUCGCGCCACUCCAAGGUGUGUUUCUCCACCGACAAGCUGAAAGCUUACCUGGCGCAGAAGGAGGAGAAGCGAGACCAGGUGCGCACCAAGCUUCAAAGUCCCUUCCUCCAGCAGUGAAGCCCCCAACACCCCCCCCCCCCCAACGUCAGCAUCUUUAGCGAGGAGGAAUGUAGCUUACAUGCUUUACGUUACGUGGUGGCGUUAAGCAUCCUCUGAUGAUGUGUCUUAAAAAGCUGCAUGAUCCUCACAUUUCAGGGCUCAGUGCAGUGAUGACAGUGAUUAUAUACCAUGAUGAUAUGGUUUGGUCUUUUUGUUUUGAUGUGCAGUGUUGGCAGUAAUAAAUAUAACAUUAAUGAUGAGUUCAAUUGCUAUACAGCUGUUUGCGACGUGUUAGUAUGCACCAAUAUCGAUAUCAACCAUCUGGGUGUGGCUUCAAUCACCAUCGCUCAAUACUGCUUAUAGGAAACUAAACAGCUAGUCAACCAGAGUUGCAGGAAAACACUGACCCCUAGUGUUUUGGCAGAGAACUGCAUGUCACAAUACAAAGAACUAAAGCCCAACUCUUUGACAUAUUUGAAGCCUUUUCAAAACAGUCACACAAUAAUGACAUCCUUUUUUGCUAAAAUAACUACAGUAAUCCAUAGUUUUUUACGGUUAAUUUGUGAAUUUCUGCAAAAUUCCUUAUUUAUAAAUGGAAUAUAUCUACAGCAUAGAGAACUUGUUUACAACUUUCUAAAUAUGCUUUUUAAACAUAAUUAGAGCCCUCUAGACAUGAAAUAACAGCCCUAUAGUCGCAUUUGCACUCCUAUCAACCAAUGGAGUAGACAUAAGAGUAAUUAAAUAAGUCAUAAAUAAGACUCAUGUGUGUAAGUGCUGCUCUCUGAUAAUCAAAAUAAUUCAGUUACUUUUUGGGAAAGGAACUUCAGUAGUCCCUCGUUUAUUGUGGUUAAUAUGGGAAUUUCAGCAAAGUGUGAUUCCUGAUUUUAGAAAUGGAAUAUUUUUGUAGGUAGAGCAUAGAAAACCUGUUUAGCACCUUUAAAACAUACGUUUUUUUUAACAUUAUUAAAACCCUGUAUACAUGAAAGAGCACCCCCAUAGUCACAUUUACACUACAGUAAACCUCGGAUAUAUCGGAUUCAAUUGUUCCCACUGGUUUUGUCCGAUAUAAGCGAAAUCCGUUAUAUGCGUAUACCGGAAAAUGUCCGUUUUACGCAUAUAUCGGAUUUAUAUCCGGUAUAUGCAUAAAUCGGAUUUUAUCCGUUAUAAAAAGGCACUUCCUUGACUAUGUUUCCAAUGUACCUGGACGCGCAGGCAACGCUGCAAACGCUGCAAAUGACGUCGUAUAGCGGCCUGUCACGAUUCGGCGAAUCGGAGCGCCACGAUGCGGCCAUCCGAUAUAUGCCAGGGAAAUUUCAUGGAAAUGCAUUGGAACGGGACUGGAGAUUUUGUCCGAAAUAGGCAAAAUCCGUUAUAAAAAAUCCGAUAUAUGCAAUUAAUUUUUAUUGGAAAUGCAUUACAGAAAAAUCGGUUCUUUUUUAGCUGUCCGUUGUGAGCGAAUUUCCGAUAUAUCCGAGGUUUACUGUAUUUCUAUUUAGGAAAAAACGCAUGAUUUGGACAAAUAAAACCAUUACUGUACAACUAAUUACUUUGGAAAAAAGUCAUUUUUGCCAACACUACUGAUGUCUAAAUGGUUGAAAUAAACACCAUCAAGUCGAUUGGUGAUUGUCUGGUUUUAUUGAUUCAGCACGAACUUGCAUGCGGGUGUUCCCACGCCACCUGGACAUCCCAGUGAGUGACACCGUAUACAUCCACUCAUGUCCACAGGCCUUUCUAAUAAUUAGCUACAUGGUGUACCAAAUAAAGUGAGCGCAGACUGCCCUCCAACCCCCACUUGAGAAUUUCCCAAUGCGGGUGAGGAAUAGACUGGGCUAAUUAGAAUCUAACCGCGUCUAAAUAUUCUAC
This is a messenger RNA of Doryrhamphus excisus (bluestripe pipefish), 21354 nucleotides long. Lineage: Eukaryota; Metazoa; Chordata; Actinopteri; Syngnathiformes; Syngnathidae. The record is from RefSeq and is a predicted model, not a curated record.